Lactuca virosa is the source of this 552-nucleotide messenger RNA. The record is from the annotation of a GenBank genome assembly. Lineage: Eukaryota; Viridiplantae; Streptophyta; Magnoliopsida; Asterales; Asteraceae.
AUGAAUCCAGGUGAUUCAAAUUCAGCUACAACUUCUCCAGUUUCUUCCUUCGCUAGAUUCUUCAAGAAAUUAGCACCCCCCACCAAGAAAUCCCCGAAAGAUACAUGUGAGGCGUCCUUUUCAGCUCCGCUUUCUGGUGGUUCCGAUGACGAUAUUCAUCAGGUGUUUAAUUACUUUGACGAGAAUGGAGACGGGAAGAUAUCGCCUGAGGAGCUGAAGAACAGGUUGAAAGGGGUAGGAGGAGAGGAGCAUGAGUUAUCGGACGAGGAGGCGGAGAUGAUGGUGAGGUUAUCGGAUGCAGACGGAGACGGGAUGUUAGGGUUGGAUGAUUUCGCCAAGAUGAUGAAGGAAGGGGAGGAGGGGGAGUUGAGGGAGGCGUUUGUGAUGUAUUCAAGGAAUUCAUCUGUGAUCACGCCCAAGAGCUUGAAGAAGAUGUUGACACAGUUGGGGCAGUCGACCACCGUGAACGACUGCAAGGCGAUGAUAGGAAGAUUCGACGUUAAUGGAGAUGGAGUGCUGGAUUUCGAUGAGUUCAGGGCCAUGAUGAACUAA